This is a messenger RNA of Talaromyces rugulosus, 2292 nucleotides long. RefSeq lists its product as uncharacterized. NCBI's taxonomy places the organism in Eukaryota, Fungi, Ascomycota, Eurotiomycetes, Eurotiales, Trichocomaceae. Gene Ontology annotation, cellular component: fungal-type cell wall. The transcript is spliced from 10 exons. Gene Ontology annotation, biological process: fungal-type cell wall polysaccharide metabolic process. Gene Ontology annotation, molecular function: hydrolase activity, hydrolyzing O-glycosyl compounds. The coding region runs from base 1 to 2292 and encodes 763 amino acids. The record is from RefSeq and is a predicted model, not a curated record.
AUGCAGAUGCCGACUGCUGCAAUUCUGCUCGCCUCGAGCUACCUCCCCAUUGCCCAUUGUCUCGACGUGAAUGGAAGUACCAAGUUUCAAUCAUCCACGAAACGCGGGCUUAUCUACAUUCCAUCCUCAGAGCACCCGUCUGACGCUCAGGUUUGGGUUGAGAAUGGCACGGAUCUCACCUGGUACUACAAUUAUGAUUCCACUCCGUCGGAUGCCUACUCCAACCGGAGCCAGGCUGACCUUGAAUUCGUACCAAUGCUCUGGGGAUCAUCAAACAGUUCCGAUUUUGCAUCCAAUGUGGAAUCUCUAAUUAAAAAUGAAGGGCGGAAUAUCACCCAGGUUCUAACAUUCAACGAACCCGAUGGAUCAUCCUCAGCUGGGGGAAGUGAUAUUGCUCCCGAGAGAGCAGCGACAAUUUGGAUCAAUGAUAUUGCGCCGCUCAGAAAAUUGAAUGUCAAACUCGGAGCACCUGCAGUGACAGGAAGUCAGAGCGGAUUUAUUUGGUUGAGCGAAUUCUUUGGGAAUUGUUCCUCUCAAAAUACCAACUGCACCGUCGACUUUAUUCCUAUACAUUGGUAUGGGGAUUUUCAAGGUUUAGCAAGCUAUAUUGGCCAAGUGGUUGCAACAUAUCCAAAUACCUCCAUUUGGGUCACGGAAUACGCACUCGCUGAUGCCAGUCUAUCAGAUUCGCAAUCUUUCUUCCAGAUCUCGGCCGAAUACUUUGAUCGUAUUGACUACAUUGAGCGUUACUCUUACUUUGGCUCUUUUCGCUCAUCUGUCUCUAACGUGGGCCCUAAUGCUGCGAUGCUGACCCAAGAUGGCCUUCUUACGGAUAUAGGAAGCUGCUUCUUAAAACUAAACAAUAUGGACGAGUCUAUUGCAUACGUUACGCAUGAGUCUCAAUCUGUCACGAGCGUUGAGGAGCGGUCGGUUCCGGAUGCUUCGCAAGGCCGCAACAACCCUUUUCUCACCCCUCAAGACCGAAGAUCGCUGAAUUCUUCUGCACAGCAUUCCUCAUACGCUGUAUUUUCAGCCACAUUUUCUGAAGCAAAACCUCUCAGGCAGAGAAAAUUCAAAUCAGCUCGACUAAUCGGUGUCUAUGAAAAGCCAUGGACCGCAAAGAAAGAUCCACGAAUGAUAUGGGACAAGAUCUUUUUCAUAGCACUCACUAUCGUCGGGUUGGGCAUUGGGGCGUAUAUCAUAUAUAGCGGCUGGCAAAGUGUAGAGAACCCACCGUAUUGCUUAGUUUUCGAGGAUGAUUUUCAAAAAGGCCUCGGCGCAGACGACUGGAACUAUGAGCUCCAAGUCGGUGGAUUCGGCGUCGGCUCUUUCGAUUGGGCUACAAACGACCCAGAGAAUGCUUAUACAGACACGAAUGGCCUGCAUAUUGUUCCUACGCUCACGACACAAAGUAGCUCUGCUGAUAUCAGUCUGGACCAGCUACUGAAUGGAUAUACAUUGAAUCUCACUAAGGAGGGAGUGUGCACCGCCACUGAUGCCGCUUCCUGUGUACGAGUGAGCAACAUCACAACUCAGACGAUGAUUAACCCCGUUAGGAGUGCGAGAUCGACAACGAGGGGAAAGCAUAACAUUACUUACGGAAAAGUAGAGGUGACUGCCAAGCUCCCUCGUGGAGAUUGGCUCUGGCCGGCUAUCUGGAUGUUACCGGAGACCGAUACCUACGGAGCAUGGCCACUUAGUGGUGAAAUCGACAUCAUGGAAUCCAAAGGAAAUGACGGAGAAAAGUAUAAAGGAGGUCGCAAUGAAGUUGGAGGAACACUUCACUGGGCUCCUAAUAGUGAGCUUGAUGCCUUCUGGCGCACGAAUGGGGUUCGUUACAUGACAAGGGGGGAUUAUUCGGACGAUUUCCAUACUUUUGGCAUGGAAUGGAGCGACUCGUACAUUUAUACAUGGGUUGACAGUCGACUUGCGCAAUCUUUGUAUGUCCCUUUUGGGAAAAAGUACGGGACAAUGUACGACCGAGGCAAAUUUGCCUCUAUGAGCGUUAACGGAUCAAUCCCACUUGACCCCUGGUCGGUGACAGGUCGCUAUAAUACUCCGUUUGAUGAGGCAUUCUAUCUCAUUUUGAAUGUAGCCGUCGGUGCAACGGAUAGUUACUUCGCAGACGGUUAUGGCAAUAAACCAUGGGUCGACAAAUCGGAUACUGCCAUGGAGCAGUUUUGGAAUGCGUCCUCGGCUUGGGAACCCACCUGGGGAGGCGGCGAUGCUCGAGGCAUGACAGUGAAGAGCGUUAGAUUGUAUCAGCGUGGUAAUUGCCCAAGUUCUUCUUAG